AUGAAGGGGGAAAGAUUGGGGGGGCGAUGGGGUGGAGAUCAAGUCGUCAAGCUUUCUGACCAUAUUGUGGCAAAGGUUGGCUUCGGUGUCUUUGCCUCUGAAGCAGCCAUGCAAGAAUUUGCUUACAACAACCUCGAUCGCAAUAUCGUUCGCAUUCCAAAAAUCUAUCGUUAUUUUGAGUCAGAGACCGACGACCCUUUUGGAUACCUUUUUAUGGAUCCGACCCCUGGUCCGGUCGACGGAAGUGAACCAAUCGGUUACAUAUGGGGCGAUUACGGCGCCAGAACGGCCUUUAAAUCUGUCGAAGACUUGAAUGUGUAUAUGAAUAGUCGCCUGAAGUAUCGAAACGACACCAUCGACUUGAAACCCCACCCUUUUGUAUUGUGUCAUGGUGACAUCUGCCGAAGGAAUAUUAUCCUCCAAAAUGAUGGAUCUAUUUGCUUUCUUGACUGGGCAUACGCUGGCUUCUAUCCCCGGUUUUUCGAGCUGGCCACGAUUUCAUGUGUGCUCCCGUAUGUUGACAAUUUCAGAAAGCCUAUCAUGCAUGAAGUUGAAAGUGCAAUGAAAUUGACAGAAGAGGAGAAAUUGCACAUGAAACUUGUCCUUUAU
Molecule: messenger RNA, 609 nt
Organism: Penicillium vulpinum
Lineage: Eukaryota; Fungi; Ascomycota; Eurotiomycetes; Eurotiales; Aspergillaceae
Exons: 2
Source: RefSeq, a predicted model, not a curated record